Macroventuria anomochaeta is the source of this 715-nucleotide messenger RNA. RefSeq lists its product as uncharacterized. The record is from RefSeq and is a predicted model, not a curated record. The transcript has a single exon. Lineage: Eukaryota; Fungi; Ascomycota; Dothideomycetes; Pleosporales; Didymellaceae. Bases 321 to 605 code for a protein of 94 amino acids.
CAUGCAUGUGUGUCAGAGCCAAUCGGACGCCAUGGAGCGGCACUCCUGCACGUCACUCAUUGGAGCUACCCCACAAACCUCGGAACUUCCCCAGACAGCGCUUAGUCGAUGACCUCCGCUCCUCCGCCGAACCUCACUCCAUUCUCUUUCUCUUCCUUUGCUUCCCUGCUGCUACAUCCUCUUCUCCUCGGUCUUAUCUGUCAGUAAAGCACAGCCACUGCCGCAAUCUACCAAAUCAGAUACAAUUUGAACUUUACUUUUGAGCACAUACUCGUCCUCAUCGGAACACCACACACGCUGCUAACCUACGUCACUCUACUAUGGGUCUCUUCAUACCCUUCGUACUCGCGCUCGCGGUGUUCUGGCUCGUCAUUGGUACCCUGCUCGCAAAAUUCCUCGCUCAGAAGUAUAAGGGCAAGCCGUGGAAUAACCGGACGGUCGAUUCGCAGUAUAUAUAUGGCAACGCGCUGCAGAAUGAUAGGAGUGGGCAGAUGCAUGGCGGCCGAUACGGGAUGGGUGGAAGCGUAGGGGAAUUUAAUCGAAGGUACGGGAGGGAAGAUAUUGGGAUGGGGCAGUAUGGGCAGGGACGGAUGAAGGGGAUGUGAUGAGCGAGCAUUUUGAGUAACCAGAGAAGUUUCGCAACUGUAGUGGAAAGCGAUUCAUGAUGAUGAGGGGCUUCCGCCUGUCCGAUCAUAUCUCGAAAUGGUAAAUCGAU